UUCUCACUAUCUUCUAAGCCUCGCGCUAUUCACGGGCCCUCUUCUUUCUGCCCUCCCCCCUCCUGUUCACCCGCAGCUUUCUGUCCGGCUGCGAUGCUGAGCUGGGAUUUUACCCGCGCUGGUACUUAUUCGUAUUGAUUGAUCUUCACUCUACUCUUUUUUUUUUCUUCCUUUUUAUUUUUUUUUUCCUGGCCGGGUUGCCCGUUCAUUGAUUGACCUGUCUGGUUGCUUGGUGCCCAUACCGCCCUCCCUCUUCCCCCUCGACUGGUCAACUUAUUUCUUCCCCCACCAAAACAAUUUCUCCUCCAAAGGGCCAAAAAAAAGUCCCUUUCACAUCAACCACCACCCCCACCCUCCACCACCUGGGUUCACCGCUGGACCCCGUGUCUCCUAAUUUCCCGCGAUCUUGGUGGUUUUCAGCUCGGGUUGAUUGUUCACACUUGAGCUGUCAAAAUGUCGCUACUCCCCCCCGAGGUCCACUCGGCGCUCUCGCAGCUCCUGCGCGCGCUGUCCACUCCCGACAACACCAUUCGUGCUCAGGCGGAGGAACAGCUGAACAAUGAUUGGAUUCAAGGCCGUCCCGAUGUCCUGCUGAUGGGCCUGGCAGAGCAGAUCCAGGGUGCGGAGGAUGUGCUAACACGUUCUUUCUCCGCCGUUCUCUUCAGAAGAAUCGCGACCAAGACACGAAAAGACCCCGUCACGAACGAGGCCAAGGAGCUCUUUUCGACCCUCACCGGCGAGCAGAGGUUGAUCAUCCGUCAAAAGCUCGUGACUUGCUUGACCAGCGAGUCCGUCACAGAUACCCGCAAGAAGAUCGGCGACGCCGUGGCCGAGAUUGCCAGACAGUACACUGACAACGGCGACCAAUGGCCCGAACUGCUCGGCGUUCUCUUCCAGGCUAGCCAGUCCCCUGACUCCGGCCUGCGUGAGGCCGCUUUCCGCAUCUUCAACACUACCCCCGGUAUCAUCGAGAAGCCCCACGAGGAGGCCGUUGUCGGUGUGUUCAGCAAGGGUUUCAAGGAUGACGUUGUCUCAGUGCGCAUUGCCGCCAUGGAGGCCUUCGCUUCGUUUUUCCGCUCGAUCGCCAAGAAGUCCCAACCCAAGUUCUUCUCCCUCAUGCCCGAUCUGCUCAACAUUCUGCCUCCGUUGAAGGAGUCGUCCGAGAGCGAGGAGCUCUCCUCCGCCUUUUUGUCUCUGAUCGAGUUGGCCGAGAUCUGCCCCAAGAUGUUCAAGACCAUGUUCAACAACCUGGUUACAUUCAGUAUCAGUGUGAUUGCCGACAAGGACCUCAGUGACCAGGUCCGCCAGAACGCUCUCGAAUUGAUGGCUACCUUCGCCGACUAUGCGCCCUCGAUGUGCAAGAAGAACUCCGAGUUCGCUCAGCAGAUGGUGACCCAGUGUCUGAGCUUGAUGACGGAUAUUGGUGUCGAUGAUGAAGAUGCUUCUGAAUGGAAUGCGUCGGAGGAUCUUGACUUGGAGGAAAGCGACCUCAACCACGUUGCGGGUGAACAGUGCAUGGACCGUCUGGCCAACAAGCUUGGCGGCCAGAUCAUUCUCCCCGCGACCUUCGCCUGGAUUCCUCGCAUGAUGUCCUCUUCUGCUUGGCGCGAUCGCCAUGCAGCUCUCAUGGCCAUCUCCGCCAUUUCGGAAGGCUGCCGCGACCUGAUGGUCGGCGAAUUGGACCAGGUGUUGCGAUUGGUUGUUCCUGCUCUUCAGGACCCCCACCCGCGCGUGCGCUAUGCCGGCUGCAACGCUCUGGGCCAGAUGAGCACUGAUUUCGCCGGUACCAUGCAGGAGAAAUACCACUCUGUGGUGCUGACCAACAUCAUCCCCGUGCUUAACAGCACCGAGCCCCGUGUCCAGGCGCACGCGGCCGCGGCCCUGGUCAACUUCUGCGAGGAGGCCGAGAGAAAGGUGCUGGAACCGUACCUUGCCGAUCUCCUGCAGCACCUGCUGUUGUUGCUGCGCAGCACCAAGCGCUACGUGCAGGAGCAGGCCCUUUCGACUAUCGCUACCAUCGCCGACUCGGCUGAGAAUGCCUUCGAGCAGUACUACGAUACCCUGAUGCCUUUGCUGUUCAACGUCUUGAAGGAGGAGCAGUCCAAGGAAUACCGCCUGCUUCGCGCCAAGGCUAUGGAGUGCGCCACGCUGAUUGCUCUGGCUGUCGGCAAGGAGAAGAUGGGUCAGGACGCGCUGAACCUGGUGCAGCUUCUGGGUAACAUUCAACAGAACAUUGUCGACGCCGACGACCCGCAAUCGCAGUACCUUCUCCACUGCUGGGGCCGCAUGUGCCGCGUCUUGGGCCAGGACUUUGUCCCUUACCUCCCUGGUGUCAUGCCGCCUUUGUUGACGGUUGCCGCUGCCAAGGCUGACAUUCAGCUUCUCGACGAUGAGGACCAGAUCGACCAGGUCGAGCAGGAUGAGGGCUGGGAGCUGGUGCCUCUGAAGGGCAAGAUCAUCGGUAUCAAGACCAGUGCAUUGGAGGACAAGAACACCGCCAUCGAGCUCAUCACGAUCUACGCACAGAUCCUGGAGGCUGCGUUCGAGCCGUAUGUUCUGGAGACGAUGGAGAAGAUUGCCGUCCCUGGCCUUGCAUUCUUCUUCCACGACCCCGUGCGGGUGUCAUCUGCUAAGCUGAUCCCCCAGCUCUUGAACUCGUACAAGAAGGCUCACGGCGACCAGUCGGCUGGAUUUGCCGGAAUCUGGAACAAGGUGGCGGAGAAGAUCAUUGAAGUGCUCAGCGCCGAGCCCACAGUCGACACACUGGCGGAGAUGUACCAGUGCUUCUACGAGUCGGUGGAGGUGGUCGGCCAAAACUGCCUGACCCAGCAGCACAUGCAGGCUUUCAUUGAGUCGGCCAAGUCGACGCUGGAGGACUACCAGGUCCGCGUGAAGGCACGUCUCGAGGACCGCGCGGAGGCGGAGGAGGGCGAGGAGGACAACCUCGACUACGAAUACGCGAUUGAGGACGACCAGAACCUUCUCAGUGACAUGAACAAGGCUUUCCACUCCAUCUUCAAGAACCAGGGCACGACAUUCCUGCCGGCGUGGGAGCAGCUGAUGGCCUUCUACGAUGCGUUCAUCACCAGCCAGGACCCGACGCAGCGGCAAUGGGCUCUGUGCAUCAUGGACGAUGUGCUCGAGUUCUGCGGACCCGAGUCGUGGAACUACAAGGACCACAUCAUGCAGCCCCUGGCAGCCGGCCUGCAGGACCCUAAUGCGGCCAACCGCCAGGCUGCGGCGUACGGUGUGGGCGUUGCUGCCCAGAAGGGCGGUGCCGCGUGGGCCGACUUUGUGGCGGCCAGCAUCCCCAGUCUAUUCCAGGUGACGCAGAUCAACCAGGCGCGCAGUGAGGAGCACGUGUUCGCGACAGAGAACGCAUCGGCCAGUAUUGCCAAGAUCCUGCACUAUAACGCCAGCAAGGUGCAGAACGCUCAGGAGAUUGUGGCCAACUGGAUCGGUACUCUCCCUAUCACAUUCGACGAGGAGGCUGCUCCGUACGCCUACUCCUUCCUUGCGCAGCUGAUCGACCAACAAAACCCCGUGGUGAUGUCCAGCGCCGACAAGGUGUUCGGACACAUUGUCCAGGCACUGGAAGCGGAGACGCUGCAGGGCCAGACAGCCGGCCGGGUGGCCAACUCGGCGAAGCAGCUGGUGGCCGCGACCGGGCUGAACGCAGAGCAGAUCCUGGCGGGUGUUAACCCGGACAACCAGGCCGCGGUGCGCAGCUACUUCCAGUGAGUCAAUAUACACCAGUUGGGGACGGGGUUCGGUUUGGGAAAUGUUCAUAUGCCAUGAGUUGAAAUGAGAUUUGCAAUGUGAUAAGGACAACAACAACAACCACCAAUAAGGAUAUGGGAUUUUUAUUAUUUUUUUCGACAGUUAUUUUUUAUAUCUCUUCUAUUGUUAUGCUUUUAUUGUUAAAGGUGUAUAGCGGUUUUCAUGAGAGAAGACAAGACAAGACGUGACGUAGUCGGGAGCCAUAAUAAGCCG
Messenger RNA from Aspergillus costaricaensis CBS 115574, 3993 nucleotides. RefSeq names its product nuclear import receptor PSE1. Gene Ontology annotation, biological process: protein import into nucleus. Lineage: Eukaryota; Fungi; Ascomycota; Eurotiomycetes; Eurotiales; Aspergillaceae. Gene Ontology annotation, molecular function: small GTPase binding; nuclear import signal receptor activity. The transcript has 6 exons. Bases 454 to 3741 code for a protein of 1095 amino acids. The record is from RefSeq and is a predicted model, not a curated record. Gene Ontology annotation, cellular component: nucleus; cytoplasm.